UAGUGACGAAGUUAAAUUCCCUUAUAAUAAUACAAGUACAAAUCCUCACAAACUAAUCAAAAUCCAACCAUGGCAAUUAUUUUCCUCUCUUUAAUCCUUUGCCUCUCUUCCCUAAUAAUAAUCUCUCCAUCAUCUUCAACCACAAUAACUCUAACUCUCUCACCACUUUCUAAACCACACUCUUCAUCAAAUCCAUGGCAAAUUAGAUCAAACAUUGUAAAAACCUCCAUUCAAAGAGCAUAUCAUCUCAAAAAACCCAAGAAAAAUCACACUUCCUCUACAAUUUUACAUGGAAGUACAAGUACUUCUCUAUAUGCUCGUAGCUAUGGAGGUUAUACCGUCUCGCUCGUCUUUGGAACGCCAGCUCAGACGAUCCCCCUCGUGUUUGACACCGGAAGUAGUCUUCUUUGGGUUCCUUGUACUUCAUCGUAUGGUUGCGUGAAUUGUACGUUUUCUAACGUAGACCCUUUUAAUAUCACUACCUUCAAGCCUAAGUUAUCUUCUUCUACACGUGUGAUUGGGUGUAAGAACCCGAAAUGUGGGUGGGUUUUGGGGUCAGAUAAUGUUGAGUCUAGGUGUGGGUCGGAUUGUGGGUCGAAAUGUAGACGGGCUUGCCCGAGCUAUAUGAUUCAAUAUGGGUUAGGAUCCACUUCUGGAUUGGCUAUAUCUGAGUCACUUGACUUGCCUGGUGCUGUUGUUAAGGACUUCCUAUUAGGGUGUUCUCUUUUGUCGAUUCGACAACCUGAGGGGAUUGCGGGGUUUGGGCGGGCCCCUACGUCACUCCCGAGCCAACUCAGGCUUAGAAAGUUUUCGUAUUGUUUAUUGCCUCAUAAAUUCGAUGAGAGUCCUAGAAGUAGUAAACUAAUUCUUUCGGGCAGUGGAGACAAGAUCUCUACCGCCUACAUAGGGUCAAGAAGUAAAGUGGAAUACACUCCGCUUUAUAAGAACCCGACUACACCACCUUAUAAUGAGUAUUAUUAUGUUAGUCUAAGAAAAAUUACAGUAGGUAAAAAGCAUAUAAAAUUACCCUAUAAAUUUCUUACCCCAAACCUAAAUGGAGAUGGGGGCACAAUUGUAGACUCGGGGACUUCGUUGACUUUUAUGGAAAGGCCAUUGUUCGAACCAGUUGUAAAAGAGUUAGUAGCACAAAUCAUUCAUUAUAAACGGGCCAACGACAUUGAGGCCCAAUCGGGUUUUGGCCUUUGUUUUGAUAUUAAAAAUGUAACUAACGUUUCAUUCCCUAAAUUGGUUUUUCAUUUUAAGGGUGGGGGAAAGAUGUUAAUGCCAUUAGCUAAUUAUUUUUCAUUUAUGAGUGAUUUGGGUGCUUGGUGCUUAACUAUUGUCACUGACACAAGCCCGGCAGCACCAAGUAGUGGGCCCAUAGGGCCGGCUAUCAUAUUGGGUAAUUUUCAGCAACAAAAUUUCUACAUGGAGUAUGAUUUGGAGAAUCAAAGGUUGGGUUUUAAGAAGCACAAAUGUGGAUAACAAAAAUCGCUGCUUUUUGGGUGUAUUUGAUCGUUUUUUACUUUUUCAUUUUUCAUUAAUCUAUCUUUUACUUUAAUUUAACUCUGUAAUUAGUUGUGUGAGGAAAUACCGUUUAAUAAUAAUAGCGGUUAUGAUACCUCUUGGAAUAUAAUUUGUUGAAACGCUUAAA
Molecule: messenger RNA, 1654 nt
Organism: Amaranthus tricolor (Joseph's coat)
Lineage: Eukaryota; Viridiplantae; Streptophyta; Magnoliopsida; Caryophyllales; Amaranthaceae
Product: probable aspartyl protease At4g16563
Exons: 1
Coding region: 70-1485 (471 amino acids)
Biological process (GO): proteolysis
Cellular component (GO): extracellular region
Molecular function (GO): aspartic-type endopeptidase activity
Source: RefSeq, a predicted model, not a curated record